Molecule: messenger RNA, 477 nt
Organism: Mesorhabditis spiculigera
Lineage: Eukaryota; Metazoa; Nematoda; Chromadorea; Rhabditida; Rhabditidae
Source: the annotation of a GenBank genome assembly
AUGGAACGACAGGAUGACCGAUCGCAAAUGGUUGUUCAAAAGUCAGUUACCCGGUUUGUAGAUGCUGUACGAACCAAAGGAUAUGUGACACCAAUCAUGUAUAGGCAAUUCAAUGAAGAAAUAGCGGCUACCGGAAACGUAUUUGAUAUUGAAAUGGUUCACGAAAACAAGCUUUACAUUCCUGUAUAUCGGGAUCCGGCAAACCCAAGCACGUUUGAAGGCAAAUAUAUCACCGAUUUUAGUAAUUUCUACACGGACGACAUCAUGAAGGUCAUGUUUCCCGAUACAACAGAGCCUGAUCAGAGUGAAACCAGACGAUAUCAUUUGGAAGUUGGCGAUUUCUUCACAGUAACGAUUAAGAACAAAAAUCGAACGCCGGCAACGCAUAUGCAAGAUAUGUUACUGGCCGGAAGCACAGGUGAUAACACCAAAAUUUUUGUACCUUACGGUGGGAUGGUAAUCAAUGAAGACGACGUG